AUGUGGCGGUGCUGUCGCUGCGGAGCAGCCGCAGGCUUCGUCGCCAGCCGGGCCGCAAGGCCUGCCUCAGUGCAGGCACCUCGAUGCCGGCACGCGCUCUUCACCAUCAACGGCACCACGGGCGCGCUGCACACGCGCGCGGCCAUCGACCGCGAGAGCCUCGCCAGCGACGUCGUGGACCUCGUCGUGCUCUCCAGCAAGCCCACGUACCCCAGCGAGGUGCGCGUGCUCGUGCUCGACCUCAACGACAACGCGCCUGUCUUCCCCGACCCCUCCAUCGUGGUCACUUUCAAGGAGGACACGGGCAGCGGGCGCCAGCUCAUCCUCGACACGGCCACCGACGCCGACAGCGGCACCAACGGCGUGGACCACAGCUCCUACCGCAUCGUGGCCGGCAACGAGGAGGGCCGCUUCCGCCUCAACAUCACGCUCAACCCCAGCGGCGAAGGAGCCUUCCUGCACCUGGUGUCCCGCGGCGGUCUGGACCGCGAAGCCACUGCCGCCUACCAGCUCCUGGUGCAGGUGGAGGACAAGGGAGAGCCGCGGCGGCGGGGCUACCUGCAGGUCAACGUCACCGUCCAGGACAUCAACGACAACCCGCCCGUCUUCAGCCAGACGCUCUACCAGGCGCGGGUGCCUGAGGAUGCCCCCGUGGGCGCCAGUGUGCUCCAGGUGGCAGCGGCGGAUGCCGACGAGGGCACCAACGCUGACAUCCGUUAUCGCCUGGAGGGAGGUAACGGCGGCGGCGGGGAGGGUGCUGCAAGCCUCCCGUUUGAGGUGGACCCCGAGAGCGGUGUGAUCCGCAUCCGGGAGCCCCUGGACUAUGAGACGCGGCAGCAGUAUUCGCUCACGGUGCAGGCCACGGACCGCGGCGUGCCGGCGCUGAGCGGACGCGCCGAGGCCAUCAUCCGUCUGCUCGACGUCAAUGACAACGAGCCCCGCGUGAAAUUACGCUACUUUCCUGCCACCUCCCGCUUCGCAUCUGUGGACGAGAACGCGGCCCCUGGCACCGUGGUGGCCUUGCUGACGGUGAGUGACGCUGACUCCCCCGCGGCCAAUGGCAACAUCUCUGUGUCCAUCCUGGCGGGCAACGAGCAGCGGCACUUCGAGGUGCACAGCAGUAAGGUACCCAACCUCAGCCUCAUAAAGGUAGCGGCCGCGCUGGACCGGGAGCGCAUCCCUGCCUACAACCUGACCGUGGCGGUGGCCGAUAACUACGGGGCCCCACCCCGCUCGUCGGUGGCCAGCCUGGUGAUCUUUGUGAAUGACAUUAAUGACCACCCGCCGGUCUUCGGGCAGUCUGUGUACAGGGUGAAUAUCAGCGAGGAGGUGCCCCUGGGCAGCUACGUGCGGGGCCUGAGUGCCACGGACCGUGACUCUGGCCUCAACGCCAACCUGAAAUACAGCAUCGUUUCGGGCAACGAGCUGGGCUGGUUCCGCAUCAGCGAGCACAGCGGGCUGGUCACGACAGCCGGCCCCGACGGCGGCGCCGCUGCACCUGCUGGGGCAGCGUCCCCCGCCCGUGGGCUGGACCGAGAGACGGCCUCCGAGGUGGUGCUCAACAUCAGCGCCCGUGACCAGGGAGUGCAGCCCAAGGUCUCCUAUGCUCAGCUGGUGGUCACCAUCCUGGACGUCAAUGAUAACAAACCUUGCUUUAGCCAACCUGAUGGCUACCACGUAUCUCUGGCUGAAAACUCCCCUUUGGGAACAGAAUUGCUCAUCCUGAGUGCUACUGAUGGGGAUCUGGGGGACAAUGGGACUGUUCGCUUCUCCCUGCAGGAAGCUGAACCAGUGGUAGCAGUGAGUGGCUCUUCUGCAAUGGCCCCUCGACGCGUCUUUCGCUUGGAUCCUGUGACGGGCAAGCUCAGCACUGUCUCGCAGCUGGACAGGGAGGAGCAGGCUCAUUUCUCUCUGCACGUCCUGGCCACUGAUCUAGGUUCUCCUCCUCUUUCUUCAAUAGCUCGCGUUAAUGUGACUCUGCUGGAUGUGAAUGACAAUAGCCCUGUGUUUUACCCAGUUCAGUAUUUUGCCCACAUCCAGGAGAAUGAGCCAGCUGGAACCUAUGUGACCACGGUGUCUGCCACUGACCCUGACUUGGGACCCAACGGGACAGUCAAGUACAGCAUCUCGGCUGGAGACACCUCCAGGUUUCAGGUCCAUGGCCAGACAGGGGUUAUCACAACAAAAAUUGCCCUUGACAGAGAGGAGAAAACUGCUUACCAGUUGCAGAUAGUGGCCACUGAUGGUGGUCAUCUCCAGUCACAGAACCAAGCCAUUGUCACCAUUACUGUCCUGGACACGCAAGACAACCCGCCUGUUUUCAGCCAGGGCAUGUACAGUUUUGUUGUCUUUGAAAAUGUUGCCAUAGGUUAUCACGUAGGUACUGUUUUUGCUUCUACUAUGGACCUCAACACCAACAUCAGUUACCUUAUCACAAGAGGUGACCAAAGGGGCAUGUUUGCCAUCAACAGAGCGACAGGCCAGAUCACCACUGCCAGUAUCCUUGAUAGAGAAGAGCAAGCAUUUUACCAGCUGAAAGUGGUGGCUAGUGGCGGGGCAAUAACUGGAGAUACUGUGGUCAAUAUAACUGUCAAAGACUUAAAUGACAACUCCCCCCACUUUGUUCAUUCAGUGGAGAGUGUAAACGUGGUUGAAAACUGGAAAGCUGGGCACACCAUUUUCCAGGCCAAAGCUCUUGAUCCUGAUGAAGGCGUUAAUGGAGUGGUCCUUUACAACCUUAAGCAAAACCCAAAGGGCUUGUUCUCAGUCAACGAAAAAACAGGUGCCAUAAGCUUAACGGGACCACUUGACAUAAAUGCUGGGUCUUACCAGGUAGAGAUUCUGGCCUCUGAUAUGGGGGUUCCGCAGUUGUCCUCCAACUUCAUCUUGACUGUCUCUGUUCAUGAUGUAAAUGAUAAUCCACCUGUGUUUGACCAGCUUUCCUAUGAAGUGACUAUUUUGGAGUCAGAGGCUGUGAAUUCCAGGUUCUUUAAAGUGCAGGCUUCUGACAAAGAUUCAGGUGUGAAUGGGGAAAUAGCGUACAGUAUAAUUGAAGGAAAUACUGGGGAUGCCUUUGGCAUAUUCCCAGAUGGCCAGCUGUAUAUAAAGAGUGAACUGGACCGUGAGCUUCAAGAAAGAUACGUUUUACUGGUGGUUGCUUCUGACAGAGCAGUAGAACCACUCAAUGCUACUGUGAAUGUUACUGUAAUUCUGGAGGAUGUAAAUGAUAAUAGGCCACUGUUUAACAGCACCAACUAUGUAUUUUAUUUUGAAGAGGAGCAGAGGGGUGGAUCGUAUGUAGGUAAAAUAAAUGCUGUAGAUAAAGACUUUGGGCAGAAUGGUGAAGUCAGGUAUUCAUUUGAGCAUAUGCAACCGGAUUUUGAGCUGAACACAAUAACUGGCGAAAUAACAAGCACUCAUCAAUUUGACAGGGAAGCUCUUAUGAGACAACGGGGAGCUGCUGUAUUUAGUCUUACAGUAAUAGCAACAGAUCAAGGGUUACCAAAGCCUCUAAAGGAUCAGGCAACUGUACAGAUAUAUAUGAAAGAUAUCAAUGAUAACGCCCCCAAAUUUUUAAAAGAUCUCUACCAAGCUACUAUAUCAGAAUUGGCAGCAAAUCUGACACAGGUUCUGAGAGUUUCUGCCUCAGAUGUUGAUGAAGGGAAUAAUGGGUUGAUUCACUAUUCUGUAAUCAAGGGAAAUGAAGAAAAACAGUUCACAAUAGAUAGUAGCACAGGCCAAGUGACAUUAAUAGGCAAACUAGAUCAUGAAGCUACUGCGUCUUAUUCGCUUGUCAUCCAAGCGGUAGACUCUGGAAUAGUUCCCCUAAGCUCAACUUGCACCCUGAGCAUUGAUGUUUUAGAUGAAAAUGACAACAGUCCUUCCUUCCCUAAAUCAACUUUGUUAGUGGAUGUCUUGGAAAAUAUGAGAGUUGGUGAACUUGUGUCCUCUGUGACUGCCACUGAUUCCGAUUCGGGUGACAAUGCUGACCUCCAUUAUAGUAUUACAGGGACAAACAAUCAUGGGACCUUUAGCAUCAGUCCCAACACCGGUAGUAUUUUUCUUGCAAAAAAAUUGGACUUUGAGACACAGUCUUUAUAUAAGCUAAAUAUAACUGCAAAAGACCAAGGAAGGCCGCCACGGUCAUCUACAAUGUCAAUAGUAAUACACGUUAGAGAUUUUAACGACAAUCCUCCUAAUUUUCCUCCAGGGGACAUUUUUAAAUCUAUUGUUGAGAACGUUCCUAUUGGUAGUUCUGUCAUUUCUGUAACUGCUCAUGAUCCAGAUGCAGAUAUUAAUGGGCAGUUGACGUAUGCGAUCAUUCAACAGAUGCCAAGAGGUAACCAUUUCCGUAUAGAUGAAGUCAGAGGGACAAUAUUUACCAAUGCUGAAAUAGAUCGCGAGUUUGCUAAUCUCUUUGAAUUAACAGUCAAAGCCACUGAUCAGGCCGUUCCUGUGGAAUCCAGGCGUUUUGCUCUGAAGAAUGUGACCGUUUUGGUGACGGAUCAAAAUGACAACGUUCCUGUGUUCAUAUCGCAAAACGCCCUUGCUGCUGACCCUUCAGUUGUGAUUGGUUCAAUCCUAACUACAAUUAUUGCUGCAGAUCCUGACGAGGGUGCCAACGGGGAAGUGGAAUAUGAAAUAAUCAAUGGGGAUACAGAGACCUUCAUUGUGGAUCGUUACAGUGGAGAUCUAAGAGUAGCAUCAGCUUUGGUGCCUUCUCAGCUCAUCUACAACCUCAUAGUUUCUGCCACGGAUCUUGGCCCUGAAAGAAGAAAAUCUACCACUGAGUUGACUAUAAUUUUGCAAGGGAUUGACGGGCCUAUCUUCACUCAGCCGAAAUACAUAACUAUCUUAAAAGAAGGCGAGCCCAUUGGGACCAACGUCAUAUCUAUAGAAGCAGCCAGCCCACGGGGUUCAGAGGCUCAGGUGGAAUAUUACAUAGUGUCUGUCCGCUGUGAAGAUAAAAGUCUGGGACGCCUCUUUACCAUCGGGCGCCACAACGGCGUGAUGCAGACUGCUGCCAUUCUGGACAGGGAGCAAGGAGCGCGUCUCUACUUGGUGGAUGUUUAUGCCAUUGAAAAGUCGUCUGCUUUGCCCCGCACGCAGCGAGCAGAGGUGGAAAUAACGCUUCAAGAUAUCAAUGACAACCCACCAGUAUUCCCCACAGAUAUGCUUGAUCUGACUGUAGAAGAGAAUAUAGGAGAUGGAUCUAAAAUAAUGCAGCUGACAGCCAUGGAUGCUGAUGAGGGAGCGAAUGCCCUUGUCACAUACACUAUUAUCAGCGGUGCAGACGACAGCUUCCACAUUGACCCCGAGUCGGGAGACCUGAUAGCCACCAAGCGCUUGGACCGAGAGCGCCGCUCCAAAUACUCCUUGCUGGUGCGCGCCGACGAUGGCCUGCAGUCCUCCGACAUGAGAAUAAACAUCACUGUUAGUGAUGUCAAUGACCACAUACCCAAAUUCUCCAAACCGGUGUACUCCUUUGACAUUCCCGAAGAUGCCACUCCAGGUUCUUUAGUGGCAGCUAUAUUAGCUACUGAUGACGACUCCGGCAUAAAUGGAGAAAUCACGUACACCGUCAGCGAGGAUGACGAAGAUGGCAUGUUCUUCCUGAAUCCCGUUACCGGAGUCUUCAACCUGACUCGCGUGUUGGACUACGAACUGCAGCAGUAUUACAUACUAACCGUCCGUGCAGAAGAUGGGGGAGGCCAAUUCACCACCAUCAGAGUGUACUUCAAUAUAUUAGACAUAAAUGAUAAUGCACCCGUGUUCAGCAUGAGCUCGUACAGCACCUCUCUGAUGGAGAACCUACCUCCAGGUUCUACUAUUCUCAACUUCAGCGUUACUGAUGCGGAUGAUG
Messenger RNA from Tinamus guttatus (white-throated tinamou), 5863 nucleotides. The record is from RefSeq and is a predicted model, not a curated record. Lineage: Eukaryota; Metazoa; Chordata; Aves; Tinamiformes; Tinamidae.